AGAACAUACCAAAUCGAAGGAGAGGAAAAUCAAGAAGAAGAAGAUAAGCUAUGGUAGGAGGAGGUACAGAAGCAUUUCCUGAUCUCGGAGAGCAUUGUCAAAACCCUGAUUGCAAACUCCUCGAUUUUCUCCCCUUUACUUGUGAUGGUUGCAAAUUGGUGUUUUGUUUGGAGCAUAGAUCAUACAAGUCUCACGAUUGUACAAAAUCCGAUCACGGAAGCAGAACUGUUUCUAUCUGUGAAACAUGUUCUGUAGCGAUUGAAACAACUGGUUUCGAUGAAGAAGGAAUCAAAUCUAUGCUAGAGAAACACGAGAGAUCUGGAGAUUGUGAUCCUAGGAAGAAGAAGAAACCAACUUGUCCUGUAAAGCGCUGCAAAGAGAUUCUGACUUUUGCGAACAACCUUACUUGCAAAGAUUGUGGAGUUAAGUUCUGUCUGAAACACCGGUUUCCGACAGAUCAUGUCUGCAACAAGAAGGCCGUCGCUAACUCAGGAACAAGCUCGAGAUGGAAUGAGAAGUUUAUGGAAGCUUUGAGCUUGAGAAACGAGAAAGGAUGUGGAAGAAAAACUUCUGUUUCAUCAAGUUCUCCAUCUGUUAGAUCAUUUUAGUUUCCUCUCUCUUCCUUUCUUUGCAACAGUUUGCUUCAACCAAAUCUUCUUUUUAAGUUUCUCAUAUAUUCUCCAUUGUUUUCAUGAGCAUUUCAAAAUGUGUAGCAUUGCUUAAAAGAAGGAAGAAGAUAAUUGGUUUUUAUCAAUAUACCGAUGUACA
Eutrema salsugineum is the source of this 768-nucleotide messenger RNA. RefSeq names its product zinc finger AN1 domain-containing stress-associated protein 12. The record is from RefSeq and is a predicted model, not a curated record. Bases 51 to 608 code for a protein of 185 amino acids. Gene Ontology annotation, cellular component: cytoplasm. The transcript has 2 exons. Gene Ontology annotation, molecular function: zinc ion binding. Lineage: Eukaryota; Viridiplantae; Streptophyta; Magnoliopsida; Brassicales; Brassicaceae.